UGGGCAGGCGCGCGUUACACCGCCGGCUCCAAGGCUCAGCCUCGGGUCAACCUUCGCGUUGACACUCAUCCUUCCGUACUGAUACCUCUUCCCCAUCCUCUUGAGUGUCACCUUCAAAACACCUCAACAACCAUCCCGAGUCCCAAUGUCUGGCGUUCCAGCCUCACGCCGCGCUUUCCUUACCUGAUCGGGCAGGCACGCCUUGCGCUACUACUCCUCCAAAAGCUCAGCCUUGCACAUAGACACCCCACUUUCCAGACUGACACCGCCUCUUCGCUCUUGGUCGGUUCCGCUAUUCACACAAUUUUGAUAAUCGAGCACUCAUCGCAAUGUCUGGCGUUGAAGCCGUCUUCGGUGUGGUCGCCGGAGGAGCGAGCUUUCUGUCGCUGGCGAUCCAGUUGGCUGAGACCGCAACGAAGCUGAAUAGACUCUACCAUUCAGCCAAAAACGCACCACAAACAGUCGCAAGAUUGGUGUUCAGUUUGGAGACGAUGGCCAUGGCUCUAAAAGAGCUGGAACAGCACCGGCAGCAUGACCGUCAUAGCGGAGCUCUGCUUGAGCGCUGCAUGAUGGAAUGCUAUCAGAGCACGGGUGACGUUCGGCGAGCAGUCGACAAAAUGGAGCUCCACAUGGCGAAAUACGGCAGAACGGUUGGCAAGAUAUAUUCCGUGUUCAAAGAGCAGGAAGUCAAGGAGUUACUCGAUGACCUGGAGAGGGCGAAGAGCUCGUUGGAACUUGCGUACAUGAUGUAUAUGGGUGCAGAACAGAGACGGCGAGAUCAAGUACAUGACAACUUGCUCGCUCGGCAAGGCACACUCCUGAGUGAGCUGGACGCUCAGGUCUCCGUUGCAAACACGAGGCUUUCCGAACAACUGGCCUUGCUCCGUGGACCACCAGGUUCAUCAAGCCAGCCGGCUUUGGCCAUACCGUAUACCACUCCAGCCACAUUAAGCAACUCGGCGGUGCUUUAUCAUGAGACCAGUAGCUCUCUUCCAACAAAGCCAGUCAAGCAGAAGAAAGACGGAAGGCAUCUCCGGUUUACUUUCCGACUCCCGACCUGGCUUUGCGCUCGCAUUUGGGACCUCGAAAUUACCAGUGCCCAAUGUCGGCGAAGUAUGCAUCUGCGUACAUAUAGCGUCAUCCAUAUGGGCUCACCAAUCUUUAAAUACUGUGCCUCUGGCGAUAUUGCGAGCAUGCAGAGGCUCUUUGAGAAUGGGCAAGCAACUCCGUUGGACGUUAAAUUUUACUCAGGGGACUAUAGCCUGACCUUGAUCGAACAAGCUGCGAGACAUGGACAAUUAGAAGUGUGCCAGUUUCUCCUGAGUCAGACCACCUGGCCAGAUCAGGCGGCGCUGUUGAGUUCUGCGUUGGGUUACUACGCGGCCAACCAUUCGCAUCUGGAUGGAGAAGAAACUUCUCAGAUGUAUCGCUUUUUCAUGGGAUCUCCUGAUUUCGAGGCCGACCUAGAUGAUGAAGAGGUCCGCUAUGGUUGGCUCGAUAUCUGUGCACACAAGCAAUGUCUGGAUUUGAUCCUUGAGACUCAGCUCCCAGGGUUCUUCAACCUCCCAACGGAGUCCAGAUUUGAAUUCGCCGUUCGAGUUGGAACCGGGUCUUGCAUGGACCCAUCUGGUUUUCUCCACUGCAUCCAGUUGCCACCUUCGGAUACAAAACUUGCUACUCUUAGAAGUCGAAACGGCAUAUCGGUGUUGCACUAUGUUGCUCAGCAGCUUUCGAACCUGAUGCACUGGCGCUCCCCUCAUCGGAACGAGCUGAAUUCAUGGUUUGAAAUUGGCGUUGCUGUCCUGAAGAAUGGUGUUAACCCUUGCUGCAUUGCACGAGAUCGAGGCCAGAGAUUCACACCCCUUCGAACGCAUUUAGACGCCAGAAAUGGGACCGUAGCCGGCAAUAUAAGAGAAUUCGAAAGGAAAUUGAAGGCCUUACUCGUUUGGGCUAGCAUGUUACAGGAAGCAGGGCUGAGUCUCUGUGAGUACGGGGCUAGGGAGAGUCGGGCUUGGGAAUCCCUGGGCAUUCAAAAAGGUUACGAUCCCUCCGCAAUUCCCUACAACGGGGCGAUACUGGGGCAACUAGUAUACGGUCCGGAACCAUCAGACUGGAGUCUGACAUUCCGUAACCAUAUCCAUGUCCCGGUGUACAAGUUGCACCCAUUGCCCGGAGCCUUUACAAAAGAGAGCCACGUUCCCAAGACAAUAACAUGGCCUCCGACUGAGGAUGAGAAUGACGAAGGUCCUUGGGAAUUGGUCGGGUCCAAGGAUAUACUCACGGAGCCUAUUGAUAUCAGAGACGCCUUAAACCACGAAAGGGAACCCUUCCUGGACCUCGUCGACAGCACGCAAGAUGAUACGAGCAUUAUCACGCUGAUGCAGUAUCGAGCGGCUCGUACACGAAACACUGCGUCAAGAUCACACAGUCAGCCUCCUCCCACGCGACGUAGAGAAGUGGCGCACUACGGGGCGCAGGAGUCGUCCAUACACCACUGGUUGGGGUGCUACCACCUAUGUCUGUUCAACUUUCGGUGGCAGUUUGGCUGUGGUGGGGCAGUGGCCCGCGAGUACGGCGACGCUGAAUGGGCGUCGUUACGCGACGGCGUCAGAAGACUUAUCGUCUGCCUGAGGAUUUGUUUUAAUGGUACAUCAAACAGACAUGGCUCUGUUCAGGAGUCGGAUGUUUGGGAGUGGCAGAGUUUCCUUUCCGACAUCCGCCACUGUCAAGACAACGAGGGCACUAGUUGGUUCAAAGAUGAAAUGAUCGGGCACACGGGCACUCAAGACUGCCCUUGGAAUUGUGCGAAGGUCCACUUGGACCAGCUCCGGGUACCAGAACCAUUGCGGCGCACACAUCCUAGGCGGCGCUACGGAAACGUCUCAGAGACAGGAUAGUACAUAGCGUAAAUAUACCGUUCUUCCGCAUCCGAUGGCACACCCCGUCGUUAGGCAUUGCGAGUUGAAGCUCAGUAGGCGGUAUAAUCCACCCGCAGAUGGCCGCUUUGUAUGUCUUCCACAACCUGGCUGUUCUGUCGAAUGUGGGAAGAUGUAGUACCCAGCUUGGUGUCCGAGGUUCAUUCAAUUUGGAAAUGAUUUCUCUACCUUAGUAGCUAGGAUGCAUACGGCUAGCCGGAUGAGGUCAGCGUUAAGAAGAUUUUCGAU
Molecule: messenger RNA, 3164 nt
Organism: Trematosphaeria pertusa
Lineage: Eukaryota; Fungi; Ascomycota; Dothideomycetes; Pleosporales; Trematosphaeriaceae
Exons: 3
Coding region: 330-2897 (855 amino acids)
Source: RefSeq, a predicted model, not a curated record